Molecule: messenger RNA, 2721 nt
Organism: Psilocybe cubensis
Lineage: Eukaryota; Fungi; Basidiomycota; Agaricomycetes; Agaricales; Agrocybaceae
Exons: 2
Coding region: 1-2721 (906 amino acids)
Source: RefSeq, a predicted model, not a curated record
AUGCAUUGGCGCAUUCAGUAUAUGAACAUUCGUUCAUUGAGCGAUCGUGUUUCUGUGCUUCUGAGUUUCGCGUUCCCGACCCUGGAUGUUGGUACCUGGCUUGUACCUGGACCUAAACGGGGAGGUUCAAUGAGGACUCAGGCGAUGGGCCCCUUCGUGGGUGGACCUGGGAUGUGGGAUAGGAGGUGUUUGAUGGGCCGCCUUGUCCUUGGGCGUCAGCGCUUGGUCCAACGAGGGCGUUUGGGACGCAGUAUUGACGAAGUCGAGAUGCAAACCUUGGACGCGGAGGCUGACACGGACGCCACUGCCACUGCCAGCAAAUCUGUUACCUUCAGCGAAAAUCAAAAUCGAAACGUAAACGUAAAAGGAAGUUGGAGCUCGGGUGCUCGUUCUAGUUCCACUGUCACCGCCUCCGUUACCGCCACAGCGACAUCCACGAGCACUACCAUGACGGUACGCCGGCGACCGAGCAAUGAGAGCAUAAAGGAGAGUAUAGCACUUAAGCCGCGCGUGUUGGGUGUAUUUGUGCCUUCACUCCCUGUGGAGCUAUGGGCGCUGAUAUUUGGCUAUUCGUGCGCGGCGUACUUUAAUCGUCCGUCUGCGUCUUCUUCCGAUGACAGAGAAACCAAAAACAAAAGCGAUAACGACUCUACCUGGGCGUCCGCGCCCGCGCCCGCAUCACCCAGCAUCCCACAGCACAUCCGGCGCGCGCAGUACACCGCGCGCCUGCGCCACGCCGACGCCAUCUCGCGCGUGUGUAGGCUUUGGAACCUGGUGGUGCAGGAGGCGAUGUAUGAGGUCGUGUGGAUUGGGAGUGCACGGCAGGGGAGGUUGGUCGCGGAGAGGUUGGGUGGGGAUGCCUGUUUAGAAGGGUUGAGGGGUGGAGAAGUGAGUACGACUGUGUUUGCGGGAGGUAGAGGUGAGAAAAAGAGGAAGAUGGGCUGGUUCGGACGUGUGCGUGGGCGCUCGCGGAUGGCGACGAAGGACAGUAAUAUUGCACAACCAUCACCCGUCUCGGCCUCCUCCUUAAAGUCAACAUCCGCUCCCACCAUUUCUCAAGUUCGAAGCUGCAACCCAGGCAUCCACAUUCGCGCACUGCACAUCGAGACGCCGAGCAUGGAGCGCUGUUCGCCGCAUGAUCUCCUUCUGAUCCUGCAACACUGCCCGCGGCUGGAGACGUUUGUGGACGCGAGGAGUGUAAGGAGGCCGAUGCAUCCUCUUGUGCUCAGUUUAUCGCCCGUAGCCCCGUUUGCUGCUUCACGAGUGCAAGCCCUGGAAACGCACACGGACUCUGACCUACUCACUACCGACGCACUUCUGGACACUCUUCUCGCGCGACCACUCAAGAAGCUCACGUGGACGAAUUAUGAAUACGAUGUUAUGAAUCAUGACGGGGGUCACAGAUUUUAUGAAGAUGUGCUUGCACGGCGAUUGGGUGCCCAGGGAGGUGUUGGGGAAGGGUUGGAGGAAUUGGAGGUUGUUGUCAGUGGGAAAAGUGCGUUUGGGAUGGGAAGCAGGAAUACGAGUGAGGAGAGGCAGUGGGGUGUGCAUUUCGGAGAUGGAGGUGAUGAAGAAGAAGAAGAAUUAAAUCAAAACGGUAUGGGGUUGAGUUUCGUGACCCACUUCGAAUCGAGGGUCAGUGCUUUGAAGCUCACGCAACUCACUGCACGAUAUACGACGACGACGACGACGACACGGAGCUUCGUAUCACACUCUCCAACUUCGUCUGAUAUUGAUGGGCCGACGCUUACCCUCCCCGCCCUCCGCACGCUGACGGUCACGCUCGACAACACGACGUUCGCAGUGCUCUCGACUUGGUCCAUGCCCCUGCUCACUGCACUGUGUAUCACCUCCGCCGAUUUUGGGUACCGCGGAAACGGAUUCCGUGCGUUCUUCGAAAUGCACGGUGCCAAAAUCAAGCAGCUCGAACUCGGACACUCAAGCGCAGACCUUGGCCAGGAGGAGGCGUGGGUCACCCAGCGCCCCUCAGACAGUUCAACCGCCACGAGCAGCCCACAGAACGAGCCGCCCAGUAUCCCUCUUGCAGCGUGGUGUCCGAACCUGUCGACGUUCAUUUGUAGUGCAGACGCGGAAUGGAGCUGGUUGUCACCGGACUGGAUUGCACCGCAUGUUCUGCUGCCUGCGCAUCCUGGUCUCGAGCGUAUCGGGGUACGUGGCGUCGAGCGGCGGGUCAGGUCUGAUUGGGAAGACGCAGAAAGAAGAGCGGGCGGUGCAUAUGUGUACGAGGUCGUCGAUGGUGUUGUCCGUGUUGGUGCUUCCUCUGAUGCUGGUGUACGAAAUGGGGGUGAAGAUUACCCUUUCUUCAUGCUCGCCGAGCAAUUUGGGAGCUUAUUACGGCGGGAGGCUUUCCCAUCCCUCGCACGUGUGUGUGAUAUGAGCUGGGAGAGCGAUAUGAUUAGGAAAUCGGGGAGGCUAUCGCCUUCAAUGGCCUUUUCGGAUUCCUGCUCUCUGUCCUUAUCGCCGCCCUUGCCGUCAUCCCCACGAAUGCACUGGCUCCCUUCUUCUCCACCUAAAAAGCACUCUAUCAAGGGUGUACAUGCUGAGCGUGUUCGUCGUGUCGAGCGUGCGCAGAAGAGGCAGAUAGAUAGAUUUUGGGGAGGUGUUUUAAAGAGCUGCGAGGAGCGCGGAAUUAGAUUGGAGAAUUGGCGGGGAGAGGAAGUGAUUUUGGCAGUACAAGGUGAAGAUUCUGGGUGCCGAUGA